Molecule: messenger RNA, 206 nt
Organism: Dentiscutata erythropus
Lineage: Eukaryota; Fungi; Glomeromycota; Glomeromycetes; Diversisporales; Gigasporaceae
Source: the annotation of a GenBank genome assembly
ACGAAGUGAAUGUUCAAGGUGGUAUGCAUGAUAUACUUGUUUCCAAGUAUUAUAAGCAUAUUGGAGCCAUAGUUGAACAGUAUAGUAGUCAAGUGAUGGAUUUGAGAGUUAAUGUAUGGAAGAUAGAGUUGGGAGAAAUUGUUGUUGGCAGUACUGUUGAAAGUUUUGAUAAGAUGGCAAGUUUUUUAAGUCCAAUGUGGAGUGCU